AUGCAUGAGGUAGCGAGGCAUUUAACAAAGAAGUUUAAGUCGCAGGCUCCAAAGUAUAGAAACGGAGUCGCAGGCUCCAAAAGAAAUGGGAGAGUGUUUUCAGUACAACCACGUGUACUUCACCACAAUAAAUGAGCAACCUGCUACAGUGGAGGAAUUUGUGCCAGGACCCUUUGCCAAAUUGAUAAAUAAUGAUGGUAAGAAAGCCAAACCACCCGAAGAUGCAGAUGAUGUUUUAAAAGAUUUGUCUGCUAAAGCAGAGUGUCUGGUUCACUACACAUAUGAAUCAUCCAACCAACAACUCAUGCUACUAGAUAUACAGGGAUCUGGCUACUGUUUAUAA
Porites evermanni is the source of this 343-nucleotide messenger RNA. The record is from the annotation of a GenBank genome assembly. Lineage: Eukaryota; Metazoa; Cnidaria; Anthozoa; Scleractinia; Poritidae.